CACAAUGAAAGAAGGAAAUUUUGUGGCGUCAUUGUCUCGCAGUGAAGAUGAAAACCUAUCCAAUGUAUUACAUUCGUUAUUGAUUUAUUCUCUCCUGAUAAUAUUUCUACCACUAUUGUCUUACUUUAUUUCAAAAACUAUGAUAUUCGAAGGGGUUAUGUCGAUGUCAAAUAAAGAUGCCCUUUUCUAUGGUGGAAUAACAGCAGUAGUUGUAGUUCAUGUCAUUUUAGCCGCUUUCAUCAAAAAGGCAUGGAAAGAAGACAGACCACGCUCUAUGAUAAAGACAGAUUAAAAUGUAUUUUUAUGAUGCCAAGUAGGAAAGCCACACUUUAUGCAAAAGCUGUCGCCUUUGUAAUGACGAAUAUAUGUAUAGGAAUUAUGUUUUUUGGCGUUGGGUCUGGAUUGUAUGGAAUAGUAAAACCCUACUUUGCAGAAGACCAACAACAUGUGGAAUCUCAAGAAAUUUUGACUUGAUCUUUUCACCAACAGUUGUUUUUUUCAUCACAAAUUCACAAAAUAUUCCAGUUGAUAGUCUGCACUUUUCUUCAGAUUGGGACAAAAAAAAAGCCAAAAAUAAAAACAGAAAAUAGACUCAAAUUGUGUCUGCUGGCUUCAAAAUUAGGAUUCAUAUCCAGAAAUA
Molecule: messenger RNA, 640 nt
Organism: Saccoglossus kowalevskii
Lineage: Eukaryota; Metazoa; Hemichordata; Enteropneusta; Harrimaniidae
Product: vacuolar ATPase assembly integral membrane protein VMA21-like
Biological process (GO): vacuolar proton-transporting V-type ATPase complex assembly
Cellular component (GO): endoplasmic reticulum membrane
Source: RefSeq, a predicted model, not a curated record